Paramacrobiotus metropolitanus is the source of this 544-nucleotide messenger RNA. RefSeq names its product 40S ribosomal protein S27. Gene Ontology annotation, biological process: ribosomal small subunit assembly; translation. Gene Ontology annotation, cellular component: ribosome; cytosolic small ribosomal subunit. The transcript has 4 exons. Gene Ontology annotation, molecular function: structural constituent of ribosome; RNA binding. NCBI's taxonomy places the organism in Eukaryota, Metazoa, Tardigrada, Eutardigrada, Parachela, Macrobiotidae. The coding region runs from base 167 to 421 and encodes 84 amino acids. The record is from RefSeq and is a predicted model, not a curated record.
AGUCCUUGCAUUGCGGCGGCAGCGGCUUAUCACCAUUAAAUCGGAAAGCACUUUCUUUUUUCGGUUCUACACAUACUGCGAAAAGACAAAGUUAUCUUUUUCUGAUUAUUUAUUUGGAUAAUUUUGGGAUUAUUUUUGCACAAAUCCCUUGCAGUAUCUCAAAAACAUGCCGCUCGCAAAGGAUCUGUUACAUCCUUCCGCAGAAGAGGAAAAGCGCAAAUGCAAAUUAAAACGAUUGGUUCAACACCCUAAUUCAUAUUUUAUGGAUGUAAAAUGCCCAGGUUGUUAUAAAAUCACCACUGUCUUCAGUCAUGCACAGACAGUUGUCUGCUGUGUUGGUUGCUCCAUGAUCCUCUGCCAACCAACGGGAGGGAAGGCAAGGCUAACUGAAGGCUGUUCGUUCAGGAAGAAGCCCCAGUAAAGAAUUUUCUAGCGUCGGGAGUAAACAUUUCUGCUGUUCUGUCUGCGAUUUUUCAUAAAGAUGUUCUUUCCUGGAGUAAGCGCUGUCUGUCCGUCUUAUAUGAAUUAAAGCCGCGGAAAUGUC